This is a messenger RNA of Drosophila melanogaster (fruit fly), 2619 nucleotides long. RefSeq lists its product as uncharacterized. Bases 413 to 556 code for a protein of 47 amino acids. NCBI's taxonomy places the organism in Eukaryota, Metazoa, Arthropoda, Insecta, Diptera, Drosophilidae. The transcript is spliced from 2 exons. The record is from RefSeq and is marked reviewed.
AGAGUCGCGUCAGCAACGUCGAACUGAAAACAACGCGACUUUUGGACGGGAAAAGCGAAUGCUAAGCGCAAACGACGAAAUAUCACGCAUACGCCGCGUUGGACCGAAAAGAAUUGCAAGUGAAGUGAUAUAAAAAGAAACUGAGGGAAAAGAGUUUACGCCUUGGCUCGUUAGUGGAUUUUUUGCCUUUUUGGGCAGUUUACGAGCGGCUCAGCAUAAAUUGCUGGUACCACAUAAUCCACCUCCGCCUCCGUUGCCCAUUUCCCAUUCGCACGAGCGUAAUGAGGCAAUGAGACGGUGGGCAGCCGGAAAAGCAACAGCGGGAAACUCAGCCGAGGAGCCAUGACAUCUGGAGUCUGCCGGAUUCUGGAGCUUUGGCCUCUGCCCGAGUGAAGAGCCCCAACCCCCAGCGAUGCUGCGCGAUAUCUUUCUGUAUUUAGUUCUAAUCGUUUUAUUUUGCUUCAUUUUCAUGGCGCAGUUAAUCGUCAACGUUUACGCCUUCCAGCGCCAGCCGUCGCCCAACAAAGCGGAGCGCAAUGAAAUUAUAUUUGUCUAGAAAGGAGACAAGCUCCCCACCCACAGAGCCCCCAAAAGGCACAGAGAAAUAAAUUAUCAAACAUAACUAAGCAAAAUAUAUACUUAAAACAUACUUGUCUGGAGACUGUAUAAGCCAUUAGCUCAAUAUUCGUUUUUACAACGAAAUAAUGCAUUCAUAAUAACUAGGAGUUAACUUGAUUAAUAGGCAUUUAAGUAAGCAUUAACAUCGUAAACGCAUAGAGAUCACAUAAUAAGCUCAAGAUAUCAUAUUUUCUUCCGGUGCAGCUUUGGGGGGGUGGGAAAAGAAGGCAGGAAAAUGAAGACGCUACAAAAGCAAAGGCUACAAGUCAAGUCGCGGUGGUUUCCAUUUAAUAAGAAAAGGAACUCAACUACGUUCAACUCUCAGUUGAGUGAGAAAAGUGGGAAAAAGCGCAGGGAAUAGGCGGGGAAAUCCAGGGGAAAUGGGUGGAAUAAAGGGGGUGAGGUGCGGAGGGAUCAGGGGGGAUCACCGCGGGCGGAAGAUAAACCCUCGAAGAACUGUUAAACUAGGUUGCGCGCUAAUUAGUAACGGUAGUCUUGGGAGUGCACAAUACGCGCCACACACCACUACACACGACCGCCACUGAGACACAUGGAUACACAGAGAGAAAAGUCAUUAAAGUGGGUUUCAGACACAAUGUGCCAUUUAACACGAACUUUUAGUUUAUCAUAUUGCAGCUUAUUUGAUUUUUAUUUCGAAAAUAACUAAGUGAAAUCCAGAUGCUUAAAGAAUUUUGUUUGCCUCUUUUGUACACCUUUGAAAAUAUUUCUUGGCGCAUUGUCGUAUUACUGCGAGUUUUUCAUUUACCCGAGCCACUGAUAUUGUCGUCCUUUUUUUUUUUUUGCUCUGCAUAAAGAAAGUUUUCCACAGCGGCAAGUCGCCACGGGAAAAGGCGAAGAAAAACCACUGAAAAAUCCGCAGCAGCAGGAGCUAAAGAAUUCAGUAUAGUUGCCACCGCUAGAGGAAGCGAAUAAAGAGCAGAAAUUAAUUUCAUAAUUUUUUGCAUUUUUCAUUGAACACUUUGCUGCCACCUCCGUUGUUUGUCUUUCAUUAUAGUCUUUUUUUUUUUGCGAUUUUCCAUCAGCUACAAAAUUAAUUCACAUUCUGUUGUUAAAGUAAUGCAUUGAAUGUGACACCGAGAAAUUUUCAUUUACCGUUUUCCCUGCCCGCUUUAAAUGGGGCGUUUUAAUUUUCCGACAAUUGAAAAGUGUUGGGCUGACUUUUUUUUUUUCUAUCGAUUUCUAGCCGCACUCGAGGCGGCAGUGUUUCAGCCUUUUUGGGUUUUUUCUUUUUGUUCAAUGGCUGUUUUUCUUUCUAUAUUUCUCUGCUGGCUUCUGUAGCUUUCAUAUUUUUCGGUUGUUUUUCCUUUUGGCACGCCGCAGCGCGUUUUAUUGUUUUCUUUCGAGCCUGAGCACUUGAGUCCUCGAGGGGCAUAUACACACUUGACCCCGUUUGAAAGCGGGCAUUGAAACUUCACAAUGGGUCCGGAAAACGGGGGCGGGUGCCGAGAGGGGGCGUGGUCGGGCAUUUAACUCUUGCCGGGGCAGUUUAACUUGAUUGCUGUCAGUGUGUCCAAAUGGAAAUUAAAGUUUCAUCAAAUGCUCUGAGCUCUCUAAGCGGAUGUGGGCCAAGUUUGCCGAGAGUUUUUCGAGGGGUUUCGCUGAAAAUUUAAAUUGAAAUUUAAUCUGAACGCAGCACAGAGAAGUCAGACACACACAUACACACACACCAGCACACACCAUUCAUAUCGAAGGAGAAUCAAAAUGUAUUAAUCGAAAAUUAUAGAGUUUUACAUCUAAACGAAAAUCCAAUAUAGAGGAACAUUUUACGAGUACGGUUAUAUACUCCACUAUACAUACUUAGAUAUAUGAUAUAUACAUUCGAACAAUAAUAGUCUUAGUUGUCGAUCGAUAAGUGCUCAGCAGCCCAAAAAAACAUAUUAAGCCCCUUAAUUGUAUCGAACUUGUAGUUAGAUCUGAACAAUUAAAACGAAAGUCGAAUAAAUAAAAUAAUGCAGAUAAAUGUUCUUUGGUGAAAAGGAG